GCUCUCGUUCACUACCCUAUAUAAACAGGGUCCGACGCGCCUCUUUCACUCUCAGAGCUGGUCUCUACCUUGCUGCUUAACCCUCACAAGCCUGGUGCUUAAUCUACAGCUAUCUACUACUAUCCGUCAUGCGUCUUUUCACAGCCUGCUCGUUCUUGAUCGUCUGGACACUCUCCUUCCUGCUGGGUGAAUGCCGACCAUUUGGGCUUGACCGCCGGGUUCAUCAAUAUACAACGGGCCAGAAAAUAACCAUCCAAGUCAAGUCGUCGACAUUGGGUGUAUCCAAAACUAAAGAAUAUGAAUGUACUGUAAUCGGGGAAGGACGCGAUGGGGUGGUUUGUCAACUGUACUCGGAAAAACAGUGGGCUAUUGCGAAGUCCAGCAAACCGGUCGAGGGUGAUCGUCAGAUUAUGGACCAAGCCAUCCCGUUCGAUGAGGAGGUUCAAGCGCUUCGCGACGUUGGCUUAUAUAUCAAGACUUUGAACGCUCUUGACGGGACCAAGUGGAUAGUCAUGAAGAAUGUUCGGACUGGACCGCCACAGAUGUAUACUCCCGAAGAAAUAUUGGCUCAAGCUGAGACAAAAGAGGAAUGCCAAUCUAUCGUGAAAGCCUUCUCAGACCGAUCUGCCGAAAUGAUCGAAUUCUGGAUUGACACGAAAGGCCUUCGGUGAAUUUUACAUUUUUCUAUACUUCCCGGAACGCGGAUCUCAUCGUUUCUGUAGCCACGAGGAUCCAAAGCCAGAUAAUGUUUUCGUCACUGCCAACUUGGACCGACUGACGCUCAUUGACUAUGGUCGCUCUAGGCGUGUUGAUGGUUUGACUCAAGAUUUGAAAAGCAAAAUCGAAUUUGAUUCAGUGAAAGGAUUCAACGCUCUGAACGCUAUAUGCAACAAGAAGCCCUCGGGAGGAAAAGCUAGGACUUUUCCGGCAUUGAUCAAACCUACUGGUGUAUCAAAGAUAAGUGACAAGGAAAAGGCUAA
Messenger RNA from Desarmillaria tabescens, 980 nucleotides. RefSeq lists its product as uncharacterized. The transcript is spliced from 4 exons. Bases 129 to 671 code for a protein of 180 amino acids. The record is from RefSeq and is a predicted model, not a curated record. NCBI's taxonomy places the organism in Eukaryota, Fungi, Basidiomycota, Agaricomycetes, Agaricales, Physalacriaceae.